Molecule: messenger RNA, 1623 nt
Organism: Penicillium longicatenatum
Lineage: Eukaryota; Fungi; Ascomycota; Eurotiomycetes; Eurotiales; Aspergillaceae
Product: elongation of very long chain fatty acids protein
Exons: 2
Coding region: 1-1623 (540 amino acids)
Biological process (GO): fatty acid elongation, saturated fatty acid; fatty acid elongation, polyunsaturated fatty acid; very long-chain fatty acid biosynthetic process
Cellular component (GO): endoplasmic reticulum membrane
Molecular function (GO): fatty acid elongase activity
Source: RefSeq, a predicted model, not a curated record
AUGUAUGACUUCAAUGUGCCCUCCCAAUUUGGGCCGGCCACCAUCCGGAUCGGCUUUCCUCGCUCCUCCCUUCUUAGCUUCCCUCCAGCUGAGCUUCCUGUGACCAUUCCUGCGCCCCAUGUAUCGGAGUUCUCUUGGAAGCAGCCCUUCAACAUUCCCAACGACCUUUACAACCAGGUGCUGGAUGUGCGCGUGCCUAUUACAAUUGCCAGCGUCUACGCCUUGACUGUCGUCCUGAUCAGUCGCAUCAAUAAAAGUCGCGGCUACAAGCCUUAUGCAUUCAGCCAUUCGCCCCUGUUCAAGCUGUUCGUGGUACUACACAAUGUCUUCCUGGCCGUUUAUUCCGCUUGGACAUUUGUGGGUAUGGUACAGGCCUUUGGCAAUUCCUUCCCGGAUCGCAGCGAUACCAAUGGUCUGAUUGGCGUUGUGGACUCGCUGUGCAAGAUCAAUGGCCCCCGCGGCUACGGUAAUGCCGCAACCUACAGCACUAUCACCGACGAGUGGUCCAUUCCCAACCCGGCCUACAAGCUGAGCAAUGGCCUACCCGAUUCGACAGAUGUCGGUCGUCUCUGGAAUCAGGGCCUCGCCUACUUCGGCUGGCUUUUCUACCUCUCCAAGUUUUACGAGGUCGUGGACACUGCCAUUAUCCUGGCUAAAGGCAAGAAGAGCUCCACCUUGCAGACCUACCACCACGCCGGUGCUAUGAUGUGCAUGUGGGCCGGUAUUCGUUAUAUGGCAGCUCCUAUCUGGAUCUUCUGCCUCGUGAACUCCGCUAUUCACGCGCUGAUGUACACCUACUACACUUUCACGGCUUUGCGCAUUCGUGUCCCGGGGGUGAUCAAGCGCAGCUUGACCACCAUGCAGAUCACCCAAUUCGUCCUCGGCACUAACAUGGCUGCUGCCUACCUCUUCGUGGAGUACACUCUUCCCUAUCCUGUCGGUAGCACCGCUUUGCGCCACCUGUCCAAGGCUGCACCCGCCGUGGUCACUGCCACCGCCGAAGCCGGCGUCGUUCCCUGGUUGAAGAAGCUUGCCCUCCGCGCCGCUGGUGCCGAGGGAAUCGCCGAGAACGUCGGCAGCACCGGUGCUGCCCCCAUCGCCAGCUCUGGAUUCACUCAAGAGAUGGUGACCUGCAUGGACACCACUGGUCAGGCAUUCGCGAUCUGGCUCAACGUGUCAUACCUUCUCCCCCUGACCUACUUGUUCGCCCGCUUCUUCGUGCGCUCAUACCUGAAACGCAAGGAUCCCGGCAUCAAGCAGGCAACCCACAUGGAAGCUGCCGAGAAGGCCGGCAUGGACGCCCUCAAGGGCCUCAGCCGCGAGAUUCAGAGAGCAGCCAUCGAGGGUGAGAACAGCGAGGCCACCGACGAGGAGGUCAUCAAGGCGCACGUGCAGAAGAUCGUGGAGCAGAAGUCCACUCCUGAUUCACCCAUCCGCACUCGCGCAUCGGCUGCCAGCAAGGCCAAGACUGUGGCUACCAGUCAAUCUGGAUCUGACGACGGAUUCUCUACCGUGCCUGCGAAGAAGGGCGCCAAGAAGCAGAAGGCCGCUCAAGAUACUCCCGCAAGUGUUUCCGACACCAAGGGCCAAAACCCAUUCGGAGUCCUUGGUAACGACGCAUGA